Molecule: messenger RNA, 2040 nt
Organism: Lathyrus oleraceus (garden pea)
Lineage: Eukaryota; Viridiplantae; Streptophyta; Magnoliopsida; Fabales; Fabaceae
Product: citrate synthase, glyoxysomal
Exons: 13
Coding region: 196-1755 (519 amino acids)
Biological process (GO): carbohydrate metabolic process; tricarboxylic acid cycle
Cellular component (GO): mitochondrial matrix
Source: RefSeq, a predicted model, not a curated record
UGAGUCUUACUUCAACUCCAAUUUCCAAUUAACACCAUUCCAACAACAUUCUAAUCCCAAUACUAAUUAUAAUUAAUCUCAACUAAUUAACACUAAUCCGAUCCCUUUUUUUCGAAUCCAUUCAAACACAACAAAAAAUCAAACACAACACAGACACAAACACAAUCACUAACACAACCAUCGUAUCAUCGUACAAUGUCAACGACAACGAGUACAACGGAAUCGCGAGUGCACGACGCUGCACGGAACCGUUUGGCUACGCUCACAGCUCACUUGCUUCCGUCUUCCACAACCACCGCCGAGGGACUUGUCCAGCCUCACCAUCUUUCUGCUUCGUCCGGGAUCUCUCCGCCGUCGAAUGUUAAAGGGACUCUCACCGUUGUUGAUGAACGUACCGGGAAGAAGUAUAGUAUUGAGGUCUCUCCUGAUGGGACUGUCAAAGCCAAUGAUUUCAAGAAGAUAUCAACUGGGAAGAAUGAUAAGGGACUCAAGCUUUAUGACCCUGGAUAUUUAAACACUGCUCCUGUGCGUUCCACAAUUUCUUAUAUUGAUGGUGAUGAGGGAAUCCUUAGAUAUAGAGGAUACCCCAUUGAGGAGUUGGCUGAGAAAAGUACCUUUCCGGAAGUGGCAUAUCUCAUAUUGUAUGGAAACUUGCCUUCUGCACGUCAGUUACAAGAUUGGGAGUUUGCUAUAUCUCAACAUUCAGCUGUACCACAAGGAGUUUUGGACCUCAUACAAUCAAUGCCUCAAGAUGCACAUCCUAUGGGUGUUCUUGUUAACGCUCUAAGUGCUUUAUCUGUUUACCAUCCUGAUGCAAAUCCUGCUCUCAGAGGUCUUGAUAUCUACAACUCAAAGCAAGUAAGAGACAAACAAAUAGUGCGGAUUAUUGGAAAGAUAACAACAAUUGCUGCUGCGAUUAAUCUUAGACUCGCAGGAAGGCCACCUGUGCUUCCAUCCAACAAACUGUCUUACACAGAGAACUUCCUUUACAUGCUUGAUUCUCUUGGCAAUCCCUCAUAUAAACCAAAUCCUCGUCUAACUCGUGCACUGGACAUCAUCUUCAUCCUGCAUGCUGAGCAUGAAAUGAAUUGCUCUACAUCUACUGUACGUCACCUUGCAUCAAGUGGUGUUGAUGUAUACACUGCUAUUGCUGGUGGUGUUGGAGCUCUAUAUGGACCUCUUCAUGGUGGAGCUAAUGAGGCCGUCCUCAAAAUGCUGAGUGAAAUCGGAAAUGUUGAUAAUAUUCCAGAGUUCAUUGAGGGUGUUAAAGCAAGGAAACGAAAGAUGAGUGGUUUUGGACAUCGUGUGUACAAAAACUAUGAUCCUAGAGCAAAGGUCUUAAAGAAAUUGACAGAGGAAGUGUUUUCCAUUGUUGGCCGGGAUCCUCUGAUAGAGGUUGCUGUUGCCUUGGAGAAGGUUGCUCUUUCUGAUGAGUAUUUUAUCAAGAGGAAGCUAUAUCCAAAUGUUGACUUCUACUCUGGAUUAAUAUAUAGGGCUAUGGGAUUUCCACCCGAAUUUUUCACUAUUUUAUUUGCUAUCCCUCGUAUGGCUGGAUACUUAUCACAUUGGCGGGAGUCCUUGGAUGAUCCUGAUACAAAGAUUAUGAGACCUCAACAGGUAUAUGUUGGAGAAUGGCUGCGACAUUAUGCACCAAGCAAAGAAAGAACUGUGUCAACUGACAGUAACACCGACAAGCUUGGUCAGUUAUCUGUAUCGAAUGCGUCAAAGAGGCGACUAGCUGGAUCUGGGAUUUAAGUCUACAGACGCUACUUGAACUUACAAGCGAAUUUUCAAGAGAUAAUGAAUAAUAAUGAAUAAAGUAAAUGUUACUAUUUAUUUCCUUGCAUACAAAUCAAAUUAUCUGUAUCUGUUGCUUAAUUUAUUUUGCUAUAGCUAGGAAGUGGCAAAAAUUUCCUGAAGUAAGUAUGUCACUGCAUAAAUAAUAAUAUAAGCUUAUGUCUUUCAACUAUGCAAGUAGUGCAUGUAAUUUUUAUGGUUGGAACUUAACAUUUAUGAAAAUAAGCAAAACUAAUAUUUGUU